Frankliniella occidentalis (western flower thrips) is the source of this 3008-nucleotide messenger RNA. RefSeq lists its product as uncharacterized. The record is from RefSeq and is a predicted model, not a curated record. The transcript is spliced from 15 exons. NCBI's taxonomy places the organism in Eukaryota, Metazoa, Arthropoda, Insecta, Thysanoptera, Thripidae. Bases 41 to 2938 code for a protein of 965 amino acids.
GUGUUAUUGCGUUAUUGAUGAAAAACAAACCUCAAGCAAAAUGGAUCAAGAUCUACUGAAACGAAUCGCAGGGCUAAGUCAGGACGCGUUGUUUGAAAUGAAAAAGCUCUUAAGAUCCAGAUGCGCUGAUAGACAGCUGUCUGCGGCAGAUGCACUGGAAUCCUGCUUGCGGUCCGAGUCUCUGUCACACCGAUGUCCUUUGAGAGAGUUUAUGUUGGAGGAAGACAUGGUGGGCUUUUUGUGUGACGCCAUGACCACAAAUUCUUGGCCACUGUUGGAGCGCCUCACUUCCGUCCUGGAGCUACUGUCCGAUUCGGACAAGAUGCUGCAGGAGGGCCACGCCGUCCUCGCCGCCGAGGCGUUGCAACGCCGCGUGCACUUCCUGGGGCUCAUGGUGGGCUCCUCCACGGAUUGCGAGUCAGCACUGCGCGCCAUCCUGGGCCUCCUGUCCACGCUGCUCCUCAGGUGGAAAUCUUUGAAUGUGCGGCGAAGAGGGGGCGUGUCCGGUUUGUGCACACCUAUGGGUAUGCUCUCCACGCUGCGCCUCGUCCUGGAGGCGGGGCUCAAGGACUCCACCUCCGCGGCGACAACCUUGGCCGCGGCGCACACUCUGUGUGGCCUUAUAAACCUUGUCGUCGUUGGAGCCGAACCUGGUGACCCUUACAGCCUUGCGGCCUCUAUCGCGUCGUGCGUGCGAGCGGCUCUCGCCUGCCUGCAUCGCCUCCUGGAGGAGUCGGCCGAGGAAGCGCCGCGCAAGGACGAUGACGAAGACGAGGAGCAGCUAAGAAGCAUGGCCUGUGAAUGCGUGCUGUCGCUCUUGACGCACAUCAUAGGUGCGCGGGUCGCCUGCGAGGAGACACUGGGCCGCGAGGACGACGCCCUGCUCGUCUUGGAGAGCCUGGAGGACGAGGUGCAGGAGGCUGUGCUGGAGAAGUGCCUGCCUCUGGUCAUGAGGGAGGCGACCGCCGCCAUCAAGGAGAGCUUGGGGCCGGAGGCUGCUGCGGGCAGCGAGGAGGAUGUCCUUGCCGGCCUGCCCGCGCUUGUCGGUGUGUUGCUGGACUCCCUGCAGACCAGCUUGUCGAAGGGCAAGGACCCGGUGGCAUUAUCUGACAGGCUGGUCUGCGAAAACUUCCUGUGGCUGCUGCCCACGCUGCACCGAGUCGAUCCAAGCUACGGCGCCCCCUUGCGCCUGCUCUUCGGCGUGCUGGCGCACCUGGCGCACGAUCUCCUCGACGCCGGCUCCUGGUGGGAGGGCGGCGCAGAGGAUCUGGCCUCCUUCUUGGACACAGCUAAAUCCGUCCUCCCACUCAACAACUGCGAGUGGCCCAACAUUCUGGAGAUGCAUUCCUACACGCCACCGCUGCCCUCCGCUGGGCCGCCCGCCGCGGCUCAACUCCUCGUCCUGAUGCUCGCCUACUUCCGCUUCCUAGCUGACAGCGACUGCGACAGGGAGGAGAUGCUUGCCCUCGCUUGUGGCCUGCCAACCUACAUCCAAUCGCUCCCGGCCCGCACGCCCGUCAGCAUCCUCAAGAUGACGUGGGUCUCGUAUUCGGUGAGCUGUCUGAUGGCGGAGGAGGCGUCAGCCGAGAGCCGCGCGGCCGGCACGAGGCUCGCGACGCUGCUGGAGCAGACCGAGAGCGUGGAGCGCGCCUACACGCACCACCCCGCCGUCCUGUUCUGGGCAUUCCACGGGCGGAGUGGCAUGCCGCCCCAGCUCCAGAAGACCGUCGCCGAGCUGUGGCUUCGCGACGGCGACGCGCCCUCCAACGUGGCGCCCAUGCUGGAGCUCGUCGCGGCCCACCCCGCCGCGGUGCACCCUUUGCUGGACGUGGUGUGUGACGGCGUCCCGGAGGCCGCGCAGCGAGCGGCGCGUGUCCUUGCCAAGGCGGCCGCCUCCAGCGGCACCGUGGCGGCCGACCUGUCCGCGGGGCUGUGGGUCCGCGUGCCCGUCGUGCUGUCGAGCUCGGCCUCCCGCCCGGACCCGGCGGGGCGGCAGGACGGGGGCUGCGGCCUCCUGGUGUGGCUCGCCGCCGAGGUGUUCCGGCCGCCGCCAGCGGACAUGGUUCUGCGCGUGGCCAACCUCCUCGGCGGCGCCCUGGGCCGGCAGAGGCUGGGGUCCGAGCCGCACUACCUCUCCGCCGCCAUGUUCAUCCUCCGCAGGCUGCUGGAGGACGCGCGAUGCCGCAGCGACCCGCGAGUGCACACGACGCUGCUGAGCGACACGAGGUUCGCGCAGGCCCUGCUGCUCGCCGCCAGGUACAAGGACGCCCGGACCUGCACCGCUGCCCUGGAUCUCCUACGCCUGCUCGAGCAGGACAACGCUCUGCUCAAAGUGCCAGUCGUACAGAGCCCGCAGACAUUGGAGAUGGGAGUUGUUCUCUUAGCCGUCAACAGUGUGCACCUCGAGGUUUUCGAGGCAGGCCUUCUCCUGCUACAAGAAGUGCUAAAGCCUAAAGAGCAGUCGUUCGUAAGCUUGGAACAGAACGAGAAAUUUUUAAGAUCGGUCUACUUCGUUUUACAAAACAAGGCUAUUAAGUUCAAAGAUCUGGCUGCUCUUGGAGUCACCGUGUGGACAGUGCUGAGGGAGCUCUUGUCGCAGAGCGAAAUGAUCGUCCACCAGCCUUGGAACCACGUACUCGUCAGCUUCACACUCAAACAAGGCCCAAUGGACGAGGCGAGCAUCGAAGUCUUGGCUUUCCUUUUACGCUGGCUGAGCUUGCUGGCUCCUACAAAACCCCCGCAGCCGACACCUCGGCGUCCGUUGCGUUCGAUGUUAACUGAGACAUGCAUCGAGAUUGCAACCGCUUUGGUCAAUGCGGAUAAGCAGUUCCAGGCCAGCGUGAUAGCACGGGAUAUCGGAAAGGCGUUGCUAAGAGUUACGGCGAAUCUUCCGACCAGCCUACAUCAAACUGUCGAAGAGAUAGCUACUGAACAGUGAUCAAGAAAUUAUUGCUUAUUUACAUUUUAAUCAAAUUUUACCGUAGGAAGUCUUCCAAAUUUAAUUCAGU